This is a messenger RNA of Cicer arietinum (chickpea), 975 nucleotides long. RefSeq lists its product as uncharacterized. Lineage: Eukaryota; Viridiplantae; Streptophyta; Magnoliopsida; Fabales; Fabaceae. The record is from RefSeq and is a predicted model, not a curated record.
AUGCAUUUUGGGAACACUACAACACAAAGGGUUGAGUCGGCGCACUGGAGUUUGAAACGGAUAUUACAAGAUAGUAUUGGUGAUAUAUGCAGUGUUUGGGAAACCAUCAAUAGCAUGAUUGUAUUACAACACAUUGAGAUAAUAACAUCAUUUGAAAAGAGCAUAAUUCAUAAGGUCCAUCGACAUAGUAACAGAUUGUAUGCCAAUUUGCGUGGUGUUGUGUCAAAAAAUGCAAUAGAUCACAUUGCGGCAGAGUUUGAUCGCGUGAAGUAUGUAGGUAUAGAUAAGUCUGAAUGUCGCUGCACAAUUAGGAGAACACAUGGUCUACCUUGUGCAUGUGAGAUAGCCAGGUAUAGUAUGAUCCCCCGUUCUAUUCCGUUAGAUGUUAUUCAUGUUUGGUGGACUAAAUUAACUUUUCAUGAUGAUGGAUCGGGUAAACCUUCAGAAUUAUCUGUGAAACAUGAAAUAGAAGUGAUCGUGAAAAAGUUUGAUGAACUUGAUGUACCUGAAAAAAUUGCACUGAAAAGUAAAUUACGUGAGAUUGUGUAUCAAUCGACUACGUCGAUGUGUCCACCUGUUGACAAGGUUAAAACAAAGGGUGCACCGAAAAAAGGCAAAAGUAAGAUAUCAAAAAGAGAUAAAUCAAUCAAGCGUGAUCCAUCUUGGUGGGAAUAUGUGGAUGCAAGUGUUCGAUGCAGUGGCACAAAUGCAUGUAGUACUGUAACUUCUAAUAAAGUACAACAAUCUCGACCAUCAGUAACAAAGCUCACACCUCGACCAUCAGUCAGCAAAGUUCAACAACCGAAAGUUCUUAUCUUCAAGGAAUGGUUGCCGGUUGAAAUUCACAAAUUCAUAGAUGACAUUAUUGACGUCGGCAAGGAUGGUAAUUGUGGAUAUCGUGUAGCUACAACUUUACUUGGAAUAUGUGAGAACUGUUGGACAUUCAUUCGUCAAGAGUGUGUGGUAGAGCUUUAA